AUGCUGUCUCGCAUAGCACUCACCAGCAUGUCCUGGAUGCUGCUCUCCUUCCUGAUGCUCUUUUCUCAGGUUCAAGGUGAAGAUUCCCCGAAGGAAGCGCCAUCACCACGGAUUAGUUGUCCCCAAGGUUCCAGGGCUUAUGGCUCCUACUGCUAUGCCUUGUUUCGGAUACCACAGACCUGGUUCGAUGCAGAACUGGCCUGCCAAAAGAGGCCCUCAGGGCACCUUGUGUCAGUUCUCACUGGAGCUGAGGCUUCCUUCGUGUCUUCUUUGGUGAAGAGCACAGGGAACAGCUAUUCAUACGUCUGGAUUGGGCUCCAUGAUCCCACACUGGGUGAACAACCCAAUGGAGGCGGAUGGGAGUGGAGUAACAGUGAUGUCAUGAAUUACCUUAACUGGGAGAGGAAUCCAUCCACUGCCUUAGAUCGUGGUUUUUGUGGCACUUUGUCAAAAGCUUCAGGAUUUCUGAAAUGGAGAGAUAAUACCUGUGAUGUGAAGCUCCCCUAUGUCUGCAAAUUCAGUGGAUAA
Chionomys nivalis (European snow vole) is the source of this 528-nucleotide messenger RNA. RefSeq names its product regenerating islet-derived protein 3-beta-like. Gene Ontology annotation, biological process: antimicrobial humoral immune response mediated by antimicrobial peptide; positive regulation of cell population proliferation; venom-mediated disruption of cell wall in another organism. Gene Ontology annotation, molecular function: peptidoglycan binding; signaling receptor activity; oligosaccharide binding. The coding region runs from base 1 to 528 and encodes 175 amino acids. The record is from RefSeq and is a predicted model, not a curated record. NCBI's taxonomy places the organism in Eukaryota, Metazoa, Chordata, Mammalia, Rodentia, Cricetidae. The transcript has 5 exons.